This is a messenger RNA of Ustilaginoidea virens, 1545 nucleotides long. RefSeq lists its product as uncharacterized. Gene Ontology annotation, molecular function: signaling receptor activity. Gene Ontology annotation, cellular component: membrane. The coding region runs from base 1 to 1545 and encodes 514 amino acids. The transcript has a single exon. Lineage: Eukaryota; Fungi; Ascomycota; Sordariomycetes; Hypocreales; Clavicipitaceae. The record is from RefSeq and is a predicted model, not a curated record.
AUGAGCGACGUCACCACUGCGCUCACGUCCGCCUGCGGCUAUAAGCUGCGCGAGGACGAAAGCUCAGCCAACGCCGCCGCCGCCGCGUCAUCGUCCGGUACCGAUUCGCAUACUGCCGACCGCCCCAGCACUCGGCGGCGACGGCACUCGUCGUCCGUCUUGCCUCGCCCGAGGUCGAUAGUGGAAACCAUCAUGGACAGCGAGGAGGGUCUCCUGCUCAAGGUGGACUUGUUCCUCUCCGAGCUGGAGCGACGCCUGGACUUUAUCGAGAGUUACUGCGGGGACCCCGGCAAGGACUACAGCUUCUCCCGCGCCUUGGCCACGCUUCAAGCCGUCCGCUCGCGCUGUUGCCAGGCGUCCGAGGAAGUCCUCGGUGCCGGCAGGCGCCGCUUGCAGAUCAUGGUAGAGACCCUGGAGACGCGGUACCACGAGACCCUAGCGGCUACCGGCUCGCUGCACGAAAAGGCCCGCGUGGGCGUCGACCUCCUCGAGGGGAUGCUUUCCGAGUUUGAGGCGCGCGCGCUCAAGCUGCGAGAGCAGGGGCUGGCCAACGCCGCCGAGGCCUUCAUGGGCGAGGGUCGCCGCGUGGCCAGCGAGAGCAUUGAGCGGGCCAGAGAAGUCGUCGACGAGGGGCUGGGCCGGGCCAGGCGAGCGGCACUGUCGCUCGAGGAGCAUAUCCAGCAGGCCAUUGCGCAGGCGCGAGAGACGCGGCUGCUCCAUUACCACGACCUGCCCAUCCCCUGGCGCAACAACCCGCACAUCACAAAGGGCUACCGCUUCACCCAGACCAAGAUUGAAUGCGUGCAGUCGGCCUUCAACAUGUCCAACGAGUUCAUCAACAUCUGGUCCCACGUCGUCGGGCUCUUCCUCGUCCUCGCCGUCGCCUUGUAUUUCUACCCUUCCAGCGCAAACUUUUCCCUCAGCUCCAAGAGCGACGUGUUUGUGGCCGCCGUCUUCUUCGCCAUGGCUUGCCUGACCCUGGUCUGCUCCACCAUCUGGCACACCAUGAACGCCGUUGCCGACGUCAACGCCAUCUCCAUCUUCGCCUGCGUCGACUACACCGGCAUCUCGCUGCUGAUUGCGGCCUCCAUCCUGACGACCGAGUACACCGCCUUCUACUGCGACCUUUGGAGCCGCUGGGUAUACAUGACCCUCACGGCCGGCUUGGGCAUCGGCGGCGUCGUCCUCCCGUGGCACCCCAGCUUCAACGGGCCGGACAUGGCCUGGGCAAGGGUCGCCUUCUUCGUCGGGCUCGCCCUGACGGGAUUCAUGCCCAUGCUGCAGCUGUCGCUCACCCACGGCCCCGACUUCGUCAUCACCUUCUAUUCGCCCAUUCUCAAGUCUCUUCUCGUCUACUUUGGCGGCGCGAUUGUCUAUGCGAGCAAGAUCCCUGAGCGCUGGUGGCCGGGCGUGUUUGAUUACGUCGGCGGCAGCCACAACCUGUGGCACGCCGCCGUGUUGGGAGGCAUUCUUUUCCACUACACUGCCAUGCAAACCUUUUUCUCCAGCGCCUUCCACCGUGCCGAGGGAGGUUGCCCGGCGUAG